AUGAAUACAGGCACCACUGAUGAUGCAGAUAAGACUCUUCAGAGCAUAGAGGCAGCGAAAAUCUUGGCGGAUGCGGAGUGGAGGAAGUUGGGAUCUCGAGUCGGGCUCAUGGAUGAUCGAAAUGUGGUUGCCAAACUUUACAGCAUCUGGCUCUCACAGUUGACUGGGAAACGCGAAGGUGUACUUCAACGCAAACGGUUACUUUCGCGCAUUUUAGAGCUGGGACAUGAUUUUAAUGCUUGUAGUCGAAAGCUGGAACAACUUAUUAAUGCGGCCUGCUGUCCUGAUGGAGCUAAAUCCUCAAGGGAUUACCUAAAAAAACUGGAAACCAUCAAUUCUGAAGUGAUGCGCCUAAGGAACACUGUUCCUGCCCAGGAGGAAGUCAUGGAGGCCCUUAGCAACGAUGUGAAGACCGUUUUCAACGCUGAGACACCCACAGAUUUGAGCAAGGUGCAGCAAGUGUGGAGCAGCUAUGUGCAAGAAUUAUGCAAAUUCGAAUCAAUCCUACCGACACUGAUGCAGAACUCCCAACUCCUUGCGGCAGCUCACGGAUUCACGAACAGUUUACAGUCGAAAUUCGAUGGCAUUAUACAAGACUCAGAAUCUCUUAAAGAAGUCCAGCAAGAGGCGGCUCGAUUACAGAAGGAUAUAGAACACCACCUGAAUUCUAUUGAAAACCCGCUUGGUCCUAUACUCAACAAGGCGUCUGUCGAAGGACUUCAGUCGGCCUUGGGUACACUACAAGAAGUCGGUGAGGAGGUAGAGAUAAUGACAACUAAUCUGAACAACUGCAUGAAACCAAAUGGAUCGCCAAACUCGGAUUGUUCACCACCUCUACACCACCAUGGCCUCUAUAAUGAUCAUCAAGAAUAUGGAAAUAGUAGGGACUCUCAGCAGUCUUCUUGGGAAUUGCGUGCCAAUACGUUGGGAUAUGAGAAUGAUGCAUCUUUCACCGAAGCCACACUACACGUUAGACCCAAAUUAAAGCGCGGCCUUACCGAUUUAAGCGCAAUCGUUGAUGGCAAUAAAUGCACAGUUACCGGAAAAGAGGUUGCAUUUUUCUUGGAAUAUGGUGGAUUCGAUAAGAUACCCUCUCAAGUUGUCUGGUUGCACAAUGGUAGACCGAUUGACCCAACAAAAUGGACUGUUUCCAUCAGUCUGCUAACGACGCGAAUCAAGUCGGACUGUCUGAAAUCGGUCGACGAGGGCCAGUACACUUGUCAGGUUAUCGACGAUGAACUUGAUGUCAAGUUAGAAUCAUCAGCGAUCCUUAGGCUACAGAAUGCUCUCGAUGUUCCCCAACCAGCCUCCCGCGUCUCCUCUCGGACUGGCACCCCGCCAGGAAAUGAAAAGUCCUUGUGGAUAACAAGGGCCUUGGAUAGCUCUCCACUCUUACUCAAGUGUCCACUUCCAAGCAUUGCCUUUGAGGCAUACACUGGGGCCCGUCGUGUUCGUAUGCAGUGGUUUCGUGAUGGAAUUCAACUCUACGACUCCGACUGGCAGACACCGGACUACUUCACCGGCAGCCAAGGGGUAUCGUUUGUCGAUGGAAACACUUUCUGGAGUGUGAGCGUGUGUGAAGGCCGAGCAGUGCUGCUUAAUACUAACCGUGUCCGUUCGGUUGACGCUGGUCGUUAUUCGUGUCGCAUGAUCAUUGAUAAUGACGCCUACGAGUCAUCAGGCAAGGAGUCCAUUUCCCGGCACAGCUUCAUUUUUCUCUAA
Messenger RNA from Echinococcus granulosus, 1722 nucleotides. Its product is annotated as titin. Lineage: Eukaryota; Metazoa; Platyhelminthes; Cestoda; Cyclophyllidea; Taeniidae. Bases 1 to 1722 code for a protein of 573 amino acids. The record is from RefSeq and is a predicted model, not a curated record. The transcript is spliced from 6 exons.